Molecule: messenger RNA, 910 nt
Organism: Papilio machaon (common yellow swallowtail)
Lineage: Eukaryota; Metazoa; Arthropoda; Insecta; Lepidoptera; Papilionidae
Product: 3-oxoacyl-[acyl-carrier-protein] reductase FabG
Exons: 1
Coding region: 77-907 (276 amino acids)
Source: RefSeq, a predicted model, not a curated record
GGUCCUGUUUUUUAAAAGUCAAAGUAUCAAAAUCACGGUCACGCUGGAUGACGUGUGUGAACCUGUCCGCCGGUUAAUGACAGGUUUGUUUGAUCUGACAGACCUUGAAUCUCAGUUACAUCACGAGCAUCGACCGUGUUUCACGUACAUAAUGAAUUUAAAAGGCAAAGUUGUGAUAGUAACUGGUGCUAGUUCCGGAAUAGGAGCUGCAACAGCUAAGCUCUUCGCAUCCCAUGGUGCCCUGGUAACCGCAGUUGGAAGAGACGAAGUACGUUUACAACAAGUCGCUGAUAUUUGCAAAACGUAUCAUGGUAUACAACCUUUAUGUGUUCGCGUUGAUUUGACUGAAGACGGUAGCUGCGAAGAAGUUGUUAAUAAAACAGUGGAAACAUACAAAAAGAUCGAUGUUUUAGUAAAUUGUGCUGGAAAAACUAUCGUGUCAUCUCUAUUCGAAAAUUCAAUGGACACUUUCGAUGAUUUGGUGUCUUUAAAUCUGCGUGUACCUUACAAACUGUGUCAGUUAUGUGUGCCAUAUUUGAAACUAACAAAAGGUAACGUUGUCAAUGUAUUUGGGAACAAAUGCGUACAUCGUCCAGGUUUUCUGUUAAGUGCCAUACUAUGCAGUGCUUUACAAUGUUUCACGGUGUCAGGUUCUCGGGACUUAUCUUGUGAGGGUAUCAGGAUGAAUGCGGUGCGUCCUGGAUUAACCAGGACUCAUUUUUUAGCAAAUUUUAACGUUGACGAAGACCUGAUGGACCUGACAUAUAAUGAGAUAGCUAACACACAGCCACAAGUGAUCAAUGAGCCAGAAGACGUCGCCAAGAUGAUCCUGUUCCUGGCUGGAUAUGAACAUCCCAAUCUCACUGGUAAUAACUUAUUUUUAGGCGGUGGCGCCACCUCAUGUUAAUAU